Molecule: messenger RNA, 2091 nt
Organism: Eimeria mitis
Lineage: Eukaryota; Apicomplexa; Conoidasida; Eucoccidiorida; Eimeriidae
Exons: 6
Coding region: 1-2091 (696 amino acids)
Source: RefSeq, a predicted model, not a curated record
AUGCUGCACUGCAGCACGCGUUCCCUCCCAGCAGCAAGAAUUCCAGUUGCUGCUGCUGCUGCUGCUGCUGCUGCUGACACCGCAGCAGCAGCAGCAGCAGGUCUGGAGUCACCUGCUUGUGGGGGGAGCCACGCUAUUUGGCAGCUGCCGCAGCAGCAGCAGCAGCAGCAGCAGCAGCAGGGGGGUGUUGACUGGAUGUCUGUCCCUAGCGGCAGCAGCAGCAUAUCGUGGGUGCAGCAGCAGCAGCAGCAGCAGCAGCAGCAGCAGCAGCUGAGUGCAGCAGAUUCUUCUGGAGCUGAAGCAAGUGCAGCAGCACAAAGAGCAGCAGCAGCAGCAGCAGCAGCAGCAGCACCAACAAAGUCUUCAUCAAGUCAAGGCCUUUGGCCGUUGCUGUCUUUAGGUACAGAUGAUGGUGAAGCAGAGACAGCAGCAGCAGCAGCAGCAGCAGCAGCUUCUGCUGCUGCUGCUGCUGCAGGUUCUGUUUCAGGAGCAACAGCAGCAGCUGGUGGCGUAUCUGCUGCCAUCCCAGGUGUUGCAUCAUCAUCAUCAUCAGCAGCAGCAACACCAGCAGCAGCAGCAGCAGCAGCAGCAGCAGGAGAAGAAGGGGGGGGAUGCUCGCUGCUGCUGAGCCCCUUCGGCAGCAUUCAGGUGUAUGGGCAGCUAAACCCCAGCAGCAGGGAGACGUGGCCUGUCUUUGCUGAUGACGAAGCAGAACCAAAUAUACAGCAGCAGAUACAAAACCUCAUCGAAAUAUCCACGCUGCUGCAGCUGGUGUUUGGCUAUACAGCUCAAUGUUUAGAUAAAAUAAAAUAUGCAUUCAACUGGGAGGACCCUCUGCUGUCUUUUGGUUCUGUUGUGCUGCUGCUGCUGCACGGGUUGCUGCUGUCGCUGCUGCUGCGCUGCAUGUCUUUGCUGCCGCUCUUUUAUUGGAGGCUCUUUGUCUUUGCUUGUCUUCUCGCUUGUGCUGCAACACGAGAAGCAGCAACUGCAGCAACUGCAGCAGCAACAGCAGCAGCAGCAGCUUGUACAGAUCCAACGGCAGGCGCCACACAGCAGCAGCAGCAGCAGCAGCAGCAGCACAGGAUAGAGGGAUAUACAGCAGCAGCAGCAAACGACCCGCAGCUGCAGCAGCAACUGGCAGCAACGCCGAGACGUCUCCUCGCUGCAGGGGCGGGAGGGCCCCUCAGCAGCAGCAGCAGCAGCAGCAGCAGCAGCAGCAGCCGCAGCAGCUCUUCGCAGAAGCAACCCUCGUGGUUUGCUGGCCUCUUGCGGCAGCGACGCAGCAGCAGCAGCAAAAGCAGCAGCAGCAGCAGCAGCAGCAGCAGCAGGCCUGGACAGCUUCAGCAGCAGCAGCAGCAGCAGCAGCAGCAGGAAAGUAAGCGGAGAGGACGAGGUGUCUCCGAUGAUAACCAGCAGCAGCAGCAGCAGCAGCAGGCGCAGCAGCAGCAGCAGGAGCAGCAGCAGGAGCAGCAGCUGGAGGGGGAGAAGUGCUGCUGUCUCAAGAUCGUGCUGCUGCUGCUGCAGCAGCAGCAGCAGCACCUGCUGCAGCAGCAGCAGCAGCAGCACCAGCAGCAGCAGCAGCAGCACGCGUUCAACAGCAACACACCUCCUCCUCCUCGUCCUCCUCCUCCUCUUCAGCUGCUGCUUCUGCACCAACAGCAGCAGCACCAACAACACCAGCAGCAGCAGCCUUGCUGCUGUCGCUGCUGCUGCGCUGCAUGUCUUUGCUGCCGCUCUUCUAUUGGAGGCUCUUUGUCUUUGCUUGUCUUCUUGCUUGUGCUGCAACACGAGAAGCAGCAACUGCAGCAACUGCAGCAGCAGCAGCAGCACCAGCAGCUUGUACAGAUCCAACGGCAGGCGCCACACAGCAGCAGCAGCAGCAGCAGCAGCAGCAGCACAGGAGAGAGGGAUAUGCUGCAGCAGCAGCAAACGACCCGCAGCUGCAGCAGCAACUGGCAGCAACGCCGAGACGUCUCCUCGCUGCUUCCUCCUCCUCUUCAGCUGCUGCUUCUGCACCAACAGCAGCAGCACCAACAACACCAGCAGCAGCAGCAGCAGCAGCAGCAGCAGCAGCAGCAGGAGGAGGCAUGA